AGUGGUGGUGAAUGGGGUUACAGCUGGGUGGGAGCCAGUCGCAAGUGGUGCUCCUCAGGCAUCAGUACUGGAUCUGGAACUGUUCAGUAUCUUUACUGAUGAUUUGGAUGGGGGAAUUGAGCGCACUCCCGCUAUGUUUGCCGACAACAGCAAGCUGGGCAAGUGUGCAUCUGCCUGGGGGUAGGAAGCCCUACAGAGGGAUCAGGACUGGCUGGAUUGCUGGGCUGAGGCCAACUGGAUGAACUUCGGCAAGAUCAACUGCUGAGUCCUGCAUUUCGGUCACAAAAAUCCUAAACAUCACUGCGGUUUUGGAGCAAUGUGGCUGCAGAGGAAAAAAUUUUGUGCAAGAAUAUCCUGCACGAGGUUGAUCACAUCUGAGAAUAAGUGGUGAGAUCCCCAGGGAAGCGCCUGAAGAGACACUAAGAAGGCACCCUCCUCUCCCCCCGGUGCUCUUUGUUUAAGGAAGACUUUGAAGAAAAUCACCAUAUCAAUGCGACAGGAAGAGCACUGAGACAUCUUGGAAACAACAGGAUGGCUGCUGGCUGACACCAGGUGACACAGCAAUUAACAGAUGUAGACCGUGUUACAUCCUGUUUUGUUCUCCAUAUCCUGGCGCAAAUACCACGGCCGUUCUGGUUCCACAGAUUUCUGCAAGUUUUACAGAACACCUGAUGCUGACUUGCGGAACAGACUCCAUAACCACGAGGUAGUUGUAGAGCAGGUGUGUUUAUUUGGCUGACCAAGGGAGGAUAACUGCUUCCUAGCCUGCAUACCGAAGGCAGGUAAACAUCUCUAUUGUAGAGGGAAUACGUGCAUAUUUAUGGUACAAGGAGUGGUUAUUACAAUUAAUUCUAGAAAUUCAUUACAAUAUUCCAUGUCUAUUCUACACUCCAAACUACACCCCCAUAUUGUAUAAUGGCCCCAUACUGUUUCCAUUGUUCAUGCUCAACUGCUCUUACAGUUUUAACAAUAUAACAGCCCUUUAUUCAAUGCCUGCAAAAUAUUUCACCUUUGAGCCAAGCAAUAUAAUCCAAAUCCUUUUAGAAUGCUUUGUACUUGUGCCAACUUAGCACCAAUAUUUGCAAUGGUCUUCAAAGCUAAGUGUAAAAAUAUCCCAGAAUGUGGGAUAAAUAGAUUAACUUAUCAAUACCAAGCAAACAUGUACUCUGUACCAUAAAUACGUACAUUCACUGAGCAUUCCUGAAAGUUUUCUUCUAAAUUAGUUUCACAUGGGCCAGUGAAGCUCCUGCUCCUGUUCUCCUGCAAAUAUCACCAUUAUUACACUGGUUUUGCUAGCACUUUUUAACUCAAACUCUUGUAUUUCUUUGUAUCAUUUCACCUUACACCAGUUUGUUCAGCACUGCUACAGAAACUCCCUAACCCAUGGGUGCCCAACUUUCUGGCUUGCCUGGCCUGCAGAGAGUGAAGAGGAAUUGUCUUAGCCAGCAUAGAAAAUAUGUAAUAGAGUUAAUAUAAGGAACAACACUUUUUUUUUUUUUUUUACUAUUUGUUUUUUACUAAAACUUAAAAACUUUAAAAAAAAAAAAACACCCAAAACCACAAACACCAAACUAGUGGAAUAUUUAAUAUUUGACUUUUUUUAAAAAACUUUUUUUUUUGGUGAAACUAACACACAUCUGGUUAGAUAUAAUUGUUUGCAAUUCCUAGUGAGUUCUCGAGCUGCUCAUCAGAAAGUUUUGGUGAAAUUUCACUCUUAGAAUGGAUUGGGUUGGAAGGGAUCCUACAGAUCACCCAACCAACAGGUGCCCCCCAGCGCAGGCUGCCCAGGGCCCCAUCCAGCCUGGCCUUGAACACUCCCAUGGAUGAGGCACCCGCAGCUCUCUGGCUGGCUGUCAGGGCCUCACCACCGUCUGAGGAAAUAAUUUCUUCUUAACAUCAAAGUUGAUUUUCCCCUCCUUUAGUUUAAAGCCCUUAUCCUAUCACUAUGAGAACAGCUAAGCAGUCAGUUCCUUUCCUGCUUAUAAGCUCCCCACAGGUACUGGAAGGCUGCUGUGAGCUCUUCCCAGAGCCUUCUCUUCCCCAAGCUAAGCAAACCCAAAUCCUUCACUUUUUCUGCAUAGGAGAGGCACUCCAGCCCUCAGAUCAUCUCUGAUCCUGUUCCAAGAGCUCUUCUUUCCAGUGCAUGAUGCCCCAGGCCCGGACACAGUGCUCCAGAUGGGAUUUUACAACUUUUUGAAGAAAUGAGGUAGCACAAGGAAAGAGGGACCAAACUUGCAGAAAGAGAAAAUAAUAACCACACAGCAUAGCUCAGCAAAGGAGAAGAUGUUCUCAACGUGCAAAUUGUCUGUUAGGGCUGGAAACAAACCGUCAGCCCUCCGCUCUAUUUCUUUAAUCAGUGAUAUUCCUUGUUUUCUGUUGUAUGUAUGCAUUACUGGCAAGCCUCUUGAGUUUAAUCUUUUAAAGAAAGUGUAUAAAAAGGAAGAAUGAUUAUGCUACAGUGCAUGUUUUUAAUUAAUGCUGAAAGGGACAGUUUUUGCUUUUAGUUGAAUCUAAAAAAUAGGUUCCAGAUUCUCAAAAUGAAAGUGGAUAUUUUGCAAGCCUGCCUACAACAAUUUACCAGAAAAUCCCAAUGAUGAAACAGCAGGAAAAUGAUUUAGCCACACUUUCCACAACAUUGAAAGGAUAAGAGGAGGAAGUAGUGGUAAUGUGGUGUGCUGGACAUAAUGAAAUUACACUGGGGUGCAAGAAAGCAAAAUAAAUCAUCUGUCCAUGGAGGUUUUCAAGAAAAGAGUAGACAUGCUGAGGAACAUGGUCAAGAGCUGUCCCAGCCAUGGGUUGAUGGGUGGACUCAAUGAUCUUAGUGGUCUUUCAAACCUUAAGGAUUCUCUGACUCCAUGAUUCUUGUGAAUAUAGCACUAUGAAUUUAUUUUAUUUAAAGAUAAGUCAAGCUUUUGGAGCCAUGAAAUAUGGUUUAGUAGCUUGUGGUACUGGGAAUGGGAGGGUGGUUGGACUAGAUGAUCUUGCAGGUUGUUUCCAACCUUGUGAUUCUAUGAUUCUAUGAUUCUAUGAUUCUUUUCAUUCCCAGAAGCUACAAAGGGAGCUUCCUGGAUGCUCCUCUGUCUACCAAGAGCCCUGAGGACAGCUUUCAUAGUCAGCCACCUGCAGUGUUGUCUGAGCACCAUGCUCGUGUCAAUUCAGACUGUAGUUAUCCCCUGAUGACUGAAGUUACUGCUGCACAAGAGCAAAGCCUGUAUCUCUGAGUCUUAGCAGAUUGCAGUGCAUUAACUCCUAGUUUAGGAAGACUCAUAUGAAGCCUGCUAGAAACCAUUUAGAGAAGCCAGUCUUCUUCAGAUGCUUCCCCCACAGCUUUUCACUUGGUGAAAAAGUUCCUCUAAAUAAAUUAAGACUGUUUCCACUAGAAGGACAUCACAGACAUGAAACUUGCAGCGUCUGUGAAGCAUUCUCUGUGCAAGGAGAAAAAAAAUAACAGAAAAAUUUUCCACCAGUGUGUCAUAAUUUGUUUUUCUGGGAGGUUCACCAAAAAAAAAAAAAAGAAGGAGAAGAAACUUUGAGCAUUAGCAUUAGAGACAACAGGCUGACAGGCCCAUUUUAUCUCUUCAAUAUGUUUCAUGACAGUAGGUAUUAUAUGUAAUUUAAAAUGUAUAUAUUUUCAAUCUGACCAAGUUAAAGUUUAGCUGAAAAUUUCUUUGCUGGCUCUCUGCAUCUGACUCUGCAGCCUGGAGAGAACAGGCACUCAAAGGAAUGUAUUUCUGUUCUAGAUAACCCUAUAUCCUUACAAAGUUGUACUACGUAGACAUGAAGAUGCUAUAUAAAUAAACUAUAUAAAUAUGUAUGUUCACAACAAUGUAUAGUAUUUAUUAUAUCAUAUGGUAUUUGAGCGUGGUCUUUUUGGUAGGAAGAAAGCCAGCUACUACUGAUGCAAGUGCAUGUAUACCAGCCUGAGCAAACUUUGGAAAUCCCCAGUUAGAAGGCAAAGAUAUUCUUAUAUAUGUUCUUAUAUAAGAACUUGGUUGCUCAACCGUGAGUAUACCCUUUUUUUUCCCCCUCAUUAUUUUUAUUAAAUUGCUGUGUGUGUCACUUCUUAAUCAGGAAGUGACAACAGGCAGAUCUCUGGAAACAAGCAGACUAAGCAAAAAAGCAAACAAUUCAGGCAGUAAUAUUUUUCUCAGUACUCGAUUUGAAUAUUAUAGGUAUGAUAAACUUUUUUGGAGAAGAUAAUCUCAAAUGGGCUCUCCUUUAUGCUUCUUGAGAUAGAUUUCAUUUUCAAUGACUUUCUUAUCUGAAUGUGUAGGUAGCUAACCAGACUCACCCCGAGUCCCUCAUUUAUAUAAUAAGAUCCACCAGACUGUAGCAAAUGCUCAACACUUAACAUACACAGCAGCUUAAUAAUGGCAGUCGCAGCAUAAAAAGUGAGAAAAAAAACAAGCAAACAAACAACAGCAGACAACCCACCAACAGGAUCCUGCAGUUCAUUCUUUUUAGUGAAGAUUUCUCAUCUUUUUUUCAAGAGGUCAGUGCUUGUAAUGAUAUGGUUGAAACUCUUUAGUAGUUCAUUUCUGUUCUUACAACUAUGUUUUCUGUUAUUUUGCAGAAAGGUCUUCCCUAACAAGAGUAAGUUGUGCUUACACAAUCUGCCAGUUUUUACUUGGUUUAAGCAACUUGUAAAACAGCACCUUUUCCACAUAUCUUAACUUCAAAGAAUGUCACUGCAUAGUGCUACCAGAUUUGCCAGUCAAGCAGUUCUUCAGGAGACCUGUUUAGGGGAGAUGUUUUUAAAUGUGUAUUUUAAUCAUUCAUUUUCAGAUGCCACUUCCACCUGGAUGACCAGAUAUUUUUGUUGAGAGUCUCCUACAGGUGCUCUCUCUUCACACUGCUUACAUGACUUAUGGAUUCUAGCCCAAUUAAAAAUGUUGUAUGUUGAUUGAGGCUUCUUUGAACUACACAGGGCAGUGACACUUGAGUUAAGACUGUUGAGAAAUAAAGACAGCUAACAAAUCAGUCCAAGCAAACACAUCGGCAGUCACCAAGGAGUUACAGUGCUAUGUCCUACCAGGAAAUUUUAGAUGUUUGCUGGCAGCCAAUGAAAGGCGAGAUAACAAUGCUGCUGACUCAUGAACAGGAAAGCUCCAACUGCAGGCUCACAUCUGCAGCAGUAUCACUACAACACUGGUCGUCUUUAUGCUGGUAUUUCUAAAGGGAAUGGAAGUUGCUGCUUCAGGAUACAGCAAAUAUCAGAUGCUGUAAGUAUGAACAUCUCCUGCCUUCUCUUGGGAUUUACCUCUACCAGGGACUUUGGGGAUGGUGAUUGAGGAUCAGUGGAUCUCUUCACUCACUCAUCCAUGAGCAUCAACUGUACCCAGAUCUUCCGUUUCUGUCACUCAUAAGGAUCCUGUCAGUUGUAGCUGAAGGGCUGCAUUACCUACACAGCCUCCAGCCUGCUGUCUGCCACUGCAGCCUGAAACCUUCCAACAUCUUUUUGGAUGCACAGUGCAGAGCCAAGUUGUGGUAUAUUGUGCUGGGAGAGCAUAGGCAAACAGAAACCCUUUGAAGGACAAACAGCCCCACUGGGAGCUUUGACAGGGAUCUGUAACAGCUUACAGCCUGCCAAUUCAGAGAAGUUUAUAUCAAGCAAUUUGCCCAGGAGGAACAGACUGCUCCACUUUGUUGCUGUGUGCUGUCAUCAAGAACGAGAUUACAGGCUGCGUGCUGCAGAAAGUGCAGACCUUCUAAAUGGGGUUUUGAUGAGUAUAAGUAAGAAGGAAAUUUCCACCGCAGUCUACAAUCUGAUGCAUGCAAAGGAGACAGCAAUUAAUGCAUGCAGAAGUUCAGAAGUAUACACUUUGCAGACAGGCCUACAGAACUCAGAGGUCAUCUGUCAACAAAAACUCACCCAAGUAAUGAGCAAGAAAGUCCCUCCUGUAGUACCAAGUUCAUCACCUGUUCUACUUGGUAGCAGUACAAAUAUUGCAGGAAGCAAAAAUAUUCUUGAGGCUGAUCUGACAGGUCCUAUCACACAGCACUCAACAAAGAAAGAUUACCCACACUCUGACAAAAGAAAGCCUUUUUGUACUCUGCUCUUAUCUGGUCCAAGUGCAGGCAGAGAAAACUGUCAGCAUAAGGAUCCACCACGGGCAGUCCACAGUCCACAAACUGUGCAACCUGAACAACCAGUGACUGAGGUCAUGAGCAUUUGGGACAGUACAUCUGAGUACAUGCUUCAGCAGUUUGCCCUCAAAAAGGGUGUGGCCGUAGACGUCCUUGGCACUUUCUACAUCCUGAGAAAGCGCAUCUGCGAGGGGACCAGGCCCAUGAUUGUCCCCAGGUUCCACCUGUCACAACGAGUGGCACAGGCCCAGGGGCUCAUCUACACCAAGAGCGACAUUCCUGAUGAUCUCAAAGUCGUCCCCCUGGACUAUUCCCAGCUGUCCCUGAAGACAUCCUUGCCAGAGAAGCUGGUGAAGGAGUGCGUGAAUGACAUCGUGGUCCUCUUCAGCUGGGGCGCAGGGCUGGGAGAGGACUACGACCUUGUUUUCAAGGGCAUUGGGGUUCUCAUGAGCCGGAAUCGGAUCCUCACAAUGAGGUACCGUGAGGAGUUUCUCCUUGCCAUUGAUCAGACAGGAGCUGUGCUGAAGUGUCUGCUCGCUAACCCGCAGACAGAGGUCUGUGUGCUAUCAGGCAGGGAACCGGCUGCUUUCCAUGUGUGUCCCGGGGGCAUCCGUGUGCUUCCAGGGUUUAAAAUUAAGCUGCCCUCUGAAAUAAAAGCCGGAGAGCUCUCCCCUGACAAGGAAGCCGAUGAGAAGGAAGGUGCACGGAGCUACCAGGAUAAGUACCUGCACCAGCAAAAGACACAGCCACCACACCAUCAGAAAGGGGACAGGGCUAUAGAAGGGAAUCAAAAGCACAGAAGGACGCCUAUGGACAAUGGUAUCUUCAGCCAGCUGUUAGCAGGCCUGAAGUCCAGGUCUGACGCUGAAGAAGGGGGAGUCAGGGAAGACGUGUAUAAGGAGCAGGAGAAAGAAGGUAAAGCAAUGGAUGAGUCCCUACACGGGCCAGCAGGUUUCCGCACUACCAGAGGACGGAGGCCAAGGCUGCCCGAGGAACACCUGUGCCUCCCAGGGAGCCGCAAGCACCCCACAGCCCAGCGGAGGCUGCCCCCUUUGACUCUGCCGGCGCUGCCCACCAAAGCCCUCCGAGGAGAGCCAGCACCCAGCGCCCCGCGUCCAAAGAGGACAGAGUUUUCCCACGCGCCAUCUGGCACCCAGGGGUCAGCCAAGCUGCUCCGAAAACUCCGUGGGGAAGAAGGUCAAGCUGAGGAGGGUGAGGGAGACGGCAGGGCAGCAGGGAGCCGCAAGCACGCCCAGCGGAGGCUGCCCCCGGUGACAGUGCUGGAGCUGCCCGCUGAUGUCACCCAAGCACAGCCAGCACUGGGAGCCCCGCGCCCAAAGAGUGCGCUACCAGCAAUUGAGGGGAGCUCUUCAAAGGCGGGCAAGAGGAGAAAGGUGCGCCAGUGCAGGGAGAAAACUGAAAUUCCUGCUUGCAAAGACCAUCAGCGAGUAGGACAGGAGGUCUGCUACCUGUGUUUGCAGCAAGAGCAUCAUCGCCUGCGGGCAGCCACGCUGGAGAAGAAGGAAAAGAAAGAAAGGGCUGAGCGGGCAGAGCUGCAGGACUGGAAGACCAGGAUGGCAGCCUUGAGCCAGCGGAGAGCACGUGCUGCAUGGGAGUGGGAGGUUGCCAAAACAGAGAAAAAGGAGAGCUUAAGAUACAGCAGAAAUUACCUGGAAUCCCUCUGCCCCACUCCUCCAGGCUACAUCCGGAGGAUGGAGUAUGACCGCGAGCUCCAGGAGAGGAGGGAGGUGUGGGAAAAGGAGUGUCGGAGAGUACCAGCGAAGAUCCCACUAUGGCAAUAAGCAUGGGCAGCUCCAGAGAGCUGGUGUUGAGCCAGGGCCCCCCACAGAUGGGGCUGUGGGCGUGCAGGCUGGAGCAGGAGGGGUCCGAAAGCAACUCUGUGCCACUCUUGCUGCCACAAGUGCCGAUGGCCCUCCCACCGCCAUGCCAGGGAAGGAUAGAACCUGGUGGGCAGAGCAGAAGACAGAGAACAGCAAAGCCCCCCCAGAGCUUGCAGCAGGAGCACACCUACUUCCCGUGGAGCACAAGAGCAGGCCAGUGCUUCACCUUCACACUGUGGCUGCAGGCCAAAGGAGCGUCACCUGCCUGGGAGCAUGGGAACAGACGAAAGACCAGUCAGAGCAGAAGCUGCAGAGCAAAAUAAGUAGCAUGAGAAGACAUGCUGAGAACCGAGGACAUCUCCAGAAUGCACGGGAGAAAGAAACUAUACAACUGUCAGGGAAUUGUAACCAUUUCUGCCCACCAUGACUGUGAGCUGCUUGCUCUGCAUACAAAGCUUCGGAGCGUAGAGAACAGCGGAAAAUUACUGGGUUAAGCUAGCGUGGGUCAACAGCCGUUCCCCCUCCUGUUUGUAUGCUCCCUUCAAGCACUGGCAGGCCACAGUGAGGUCUCCCCAGAAACCGGUUUGAACAUCAUGUUGUUUGUAACGUUAGCUAUUCCAUCUGGGAAGUGGCUGUUUGUAACAUCAGCUAUUCCAUCUGGGAUGUCAGUGUCAAAAUUCAAGUCAUGUUGCCCGGUAUGUAUCGUGAGGAAUAAAGGAAUGCCACUUUCUAACACCA
This is a messenger RNA of Lagopus leucura (white-tailed ptarmigan), 8666 nucleotides long. RefSeq lists its product as uncharacterized. Gene Ontology annotation, cellular component: centrosome. The record is from RefSeq and is a predicted model, not a curated record. The transcript is spliced from 27 exons. NCBI's taxonomy places the organism in Eukaryota, Metazoa, Chordata, Aves, Galliformes, Phasianidae. Bases 5463 to 7889 code for a protein of 808 amino acids.